CUGGUCAAUGGUACUGGGUAGUGUCACUUACUGUCAUAUUGUGGUAUAACAAGAAGAAAAUCAUACAGCAAGAUUACCGAUUGUUUCGUGUCGUGAAUGCUCGUAAACAUUCGCCACACUAUCGUUUCCCGCCCAUUCCCGCCACAUUUGUCCGUAAAAUUUAUUAUGAACCGGGAAAACAGACCAAGAGAAAACAAAAGCAACUUAGACAAUAAAACAAUGGAAUGCAAAAGAACUUGGAUUCAAUGCAGCAAAGACUCGUGUGGAAAAUGGAGGGUUGUUCAAGAAGAAAUUGCAGCGAAAUAUUCAGAUAUUCCAUGGACAUGCGACAUGAACGAAGACGAGUCUUACAACAAAUGCUGUUUGCCUGAAGAGAAACUUAACGCACCGCGUGGAAAAAAGAUUGUCAUAACGAAAUUUCCGUAUGAAAAAGGUGAUAUCAUAAUGGCGAAAAUGACAGGAUUUUCCACAUGGCCAGCUUUCAUUACACCUGAUCCAGAGUGCAAUGAAUAUUACGAUGCCGUGUUGAAUGAUAACGACGAAGAGGAAGAGUUCACUCAUAUUCAUGUGGAGUUUUUUGGUCAACCAAGAAGUCAUGCGUGGAUCAAGUCAGAUAAUGUUUUCCCUUACAAUGAAAACAAUACGACGUCGACGAGUAAAUCAAAGUGGAAGAAAGCAUACGAUGUAGCAAUGGAAGAUGCACUCAGGAGUUUACCUUUGACAUGUGAAGAAAGACUUCAAAAAUGCGUUUUCAAGUAUCCCUGUGUAGAAGCAAAGGACUCGAAAGAGGGUGCAAGUACCCGAUCUGAUAUUAAACCAAAAGAAAAAAAUGUAAACACGAAAAACGCAAAGAAUAACGAAGAAGCGAGAUUUUUUCAAGAAUUUAAAAAUUUUACUAUUGAAAGCGGCGUGGAUGUUGAUAAGGCACAAUCCCCAGUCUGGGGUGGAAAGAAAAUUGGCCUUUUCAAAAUAUUUCAGGCAGUGAAAAACCAUGGAGGUUUUACUGAGGUGUGUAGAAGACAAAUGUGGCUAACCCUGUGGGAAGGUCUGAUAGGAAAAGAUGUUCAAUUGCGCCACAGACCAAGUGGCCAUGUUUUAAAGCAAUUUUAUGAAAGGAAUCUGCUUGAUUUUGAAUUGUAUUGGAAAGUGAAAAAUGCACAAGUAUAUCGCCCAAAAGGAAUGUCAAUAUCAAACAUCGCCCAAAAGGAAUGUCAGGCACAGUCAAACCUACGUCCAUCCAAAAAGAGAGGUAGACCAAGGAAGUCUUUAGAAUCAAUGAAAUUUAAUGUUUCUCUCAAAAAUAUGAUUAGUAAAGGAAGCGACCCGGAAGAACAAUCGCUCCAUUUACCUCAAGCAUCGACUGAGGAAGUAAUGUCAUCAAGGAAAGACAGAAAAAGAAAAUGGAAUAAACAGGAAACAAUUCGAUCAAGUGGAUCUGAUUUCACAUCUAACACGUCUCUGAUCACCUGUGCAUAUCCUGUUGUUAUAGACGUGACUGGCAGUAAUAUUGAGAUGGAAAAACAAAAUAUUGUUCCGUGUCCACCAUCAAAGGAUAGAAAGUUGAGAAAAAGUCAAUGGUUUAUUCCACCACUUCUUCCUUUCAGUGAAGAGAAGCCAAUGGAUAACAACAUGAAUAUAGAUCAGGCUGUGCCGCGGUUUCAAGUUGCAGAUGUAAUUUCUCUGGCAAAUUAUAGUUCUAACACUGCAGAAACUGAUAAUCAUGAAGAUGGUAUCCCUCCUGUGAUAGAGGUUGAACCAUAUCACACAAAUCCUUUGGCUCACAAAAAUAUGGAAAAGGGUAAUUUUAUGCCAGGAAAAUUUUCAAGAGAAGAACAUGUUGAUGCAGUUACUCUAGCAAAUACUUGUCAGUCUGAUACUACAGUAAAUUCAUCUUCCGGAUUACCAAGCAGGUCUUUAAGCUUUCGCGAAUCAAAUAAUGCCAUAGAUCAUGAAACAGGUGCCAGUAGAGAAUCUACUAGAAAAACCGUAACCUCAGAGGAACAAGGGUGUAACAUUACUUUGAAUAAUACCUGCCAAAGUCCGACAUAUGAACCUCAAGAACAUUCUGCGUACAGUGAUCAUGCACAACAACAUGAACUAUGCAAAAUUUCUGGUAUUGAAUAUGUUCCAAGUUCCAAUCCUAAUUCUCCACAAUUUGUGCCAACUGAAGAGGAUAUAGAAGAAGACUGUGGCAUUUCCAUUAAGCGAGAACUUGAAGAAAUGGAGAAGAUCUUGCGCGAUGAAUAUAAUUUUGAUAAGAGAGAGCUGUCCGCAGUCAAGCAUGCCCCGAACAGUGAUGCGACAUUAAAACCUCAAGGAAACGUUGGCAUGGAAAAUACUAGAGAGUCUUCAACGAACGACGUGGUCAAAGAUGCUAUUAACUACAUGUUGAAACUAGAAGACGAUAUCUCGCAAUUGGAGUGUUCAGUGGAUCUCGACUUCCUAUAAUCAUGGUUCGAUCAGUGUUAUCUAG
Dendronephthya gigantea is the source of this 2473-nucleotide messenger RNA. RefSeq lists its product as uncharacterized. Bases 97 to 2448 code for a protein of 783 amino acids. Gene Ontology annotation, molecular function: DNA binding; zinc ion binding. The transcript is spliced from 11 exons. NCBI's taxonomy places the organism in Eukaryota, Metazoa, Cnidaria, Anthozoa, Malacalcyonacea, Nephtheidae. Gene Ontology annotation, cellular component: nucleus. The record is from RefSeq and is a predicted model, not a curated record.